Messenger RNA from Arctia plantaginis, 1650 nucleotides. The record is from the annotation of a GenBank genome assembly. NCBI's taxonomy places the organism in Eukaryota, Metazoa, Arthropoda, Insecta, Lepidoptera, Erebidae.
AUGAAGUUGUUGGUGCUCAUUUUGUUACUGCCUGCGUGUCUAGCGCAUUUAAAUGUUUACCUGAGUAGCGCUGAAGUAUGGAGGUUAUUAGGUUUAACCGCAGAGCUGUUUUACGUGCGUGAUGGUCAAAUCAACUUCUAUGCACUCAACUUCGUCGUACCAGUACCUGCUACCAUUGGAGAACUACAUUUCACCUGGCAGAGUCUUACCAGGAAACCGUUACCAUAUACGCUGAAUGUGGAGCUAGUACGUACACAUGUUGACUCCGUGCUUCCUCAAGAUGCGAUGCACCCACCGACGUUAAAUAUUUCAAGCGAGGGAUACGUGCCCACUGAACCACAAACAUGGCGCGUUGACUUGCCUUGUACGCACACCGUCGCUGCUGAAGUAGACAUCACCAUAUCUUUGAAUGUGUCGAUAGGUUCUUCAUCCACCACUUUACAUUUUAGACGGAAAAAAAUAUGUCUUAAAGAGGCACCGAAACCAGCGGUAAGAGUCGAUAGUGUACCGCAUGCCCCUACGUCUGCUGAUAUAUUUUAUGCGGGUGCUGGUUGCGCUGGCGGAGCCCUUUUGAUAGCUGCAGUAACCGCUGCGGCAUGCAGGGCCAGGGCUAGGAAAUUGCGUCGGGCAAGGAGUGACGAACAAGAUGCUCAUGCAUUUUUACCUGACUCCUCGUGCAAGUCCGCUGCCAGUUACACAAGUUACCGCCGUCCUACAUCAUUACCCGCAGCGGCAUCUGAAGAAAAAGCAAGAGAUUUGCAGCAAAGAAUUGCCGAGUUAACAAUACAGAGAUGUCGAGUGAGAUUGCGUUCGGUCGCGAUGGAAGGGACCUUCGGUAGAGUCUACAGAGGGACUUAUGCUGAUGAAGAAGCUAGGGAACAAGAAGUGCUAGUAAAGACCGUUGCAGAACAUGCUUCUCAAGUACAGGUAUCAUUGCUUCUUCAAGAAGGUUGUAUGCUCUAUGGACUACAUCACGAACGUGUGCUAUCUGUUCUCGGCGUUAGUAUCGAAGAUCAGACGGCUCCAUUCCUCCUAUACCCAUGGAAUUCCACCUGGAGGAACUUGAAACUAUUCCUUUUGGCAUGCCGAGGGGUUGCAGUUGGUGGCGCAGUACAAGGAGCUCCUCCUCCGCCUUUGACCACGCAGCAUGUCGUUAGGAUGGCACUCCAUGCUCUAGAUGGCCUGAGUUAUCUUCAUUCUCAGCAUGUUUUGCAUAAAGAUAUUGCUGCUAGAAAUUGCAUAGUGGAUGAAAAUCUUCGAGUGAUGAUUGCAGACAAUGCUCUGUCGCGAGAUCUCUUCCCUGCCGACUACCAUUGCUUAGGAGAUAAUGAAAACAGGCCUAUUAAAUGGUUAGCUUUAGAGGCUUUAACGAAGAGACAGUUUAGCCCAGCAGCAGAUGUGUGGGCAUUGGGAGUGCUAUUGUGGGAACUAACUACUUUAGCUCAUCAACCAUAUGCUGAAGUGGAUCCAUUCGAGGUCGCUGCGUACCUAAGAGACGGCUAUCGGUUGCAACAACCGGCCAACUGUCCUGAUGAACUGUUCGCCGUGAUGGCGUACUGCUGGGCAAUGUCGCCUGACGACCGACCGACGUUGCCGCAACUACAGAUCUUCCUACGGGACUUCCACACACAGUUGACGAGAUUCGUGUAA